CUCUUCUCCUUUUGUCUCUGCAAUUCGUUCUAAGCAAGCCUCUCUCACAAAGCCAAGAGGAAACAACUUUCUUUUAUAUUUUUUGCUCUCAAAUAUAUAUCAGAAGAGCCAUAAAAUUAAAAAAAAUGGUGAAGGAGGAACUGUACAUAACCGUACCGAGUGUUUUCCGGUGUCCAAUCUCACUGGACGUAAUGAAGUCUCCGGUUAGCCUCUGUACGGGCGUUACUUACGACCGUUCCAGCAUCCAGCACUGGCUAGAAUCCGGUCACGACACUUGUCCCGCCACCAUGCAGGUUCUUCCUUCCAAGGAUUUCGUUCCUAACCUCACUCUCCAUCGUCUAAUUAACCUCUGGGUUCAAUCCUCCACCCUCCGGCCAGGCUCUGACUCUCCGCGGCUGCUUCUAGCGACGUCUCCGGUGAUCUCGGAGGUUCAAGCUAAGCUUUUGAUGGAGAAGAUCGAGAGCGAGAGUUGCGUUGAUUCUUUGACUAAGGUUGCCGAAUUCGUAAGCUGUUCUGAGGAGAACGGGAGAUCUAUAGUGAGAUUCGGCGAUUCCAUUGAGAUAAUUGCCAGCGUUUUGAGAAGGAAAUGUGUGGAAAUCAAAGCUUUGGAAAUGGCGGUCAGGAUUUUGGAUUUGAUUUUGAGCGAAAACGGAGUCAAAGAACGGUUAAACAAAUUAAUCCUCGAAAGCAGUCAGGAAAACGAUUUCUUGUCUUCAAUCGUUUUAAUUCUCCAAAACGGAAGCCUCAACCCGAAGACCGAAGCAAUCCGAGUUCUGGACUCCAUCGCACUCGACUCAGAAUCCAAGCGCAGGAUCGCCGAGUCACAAAACCUUAUAUACGUCCUUGUCCAUCUCCUCAAGAGCAACGACAAUGAACCCCUAAACGACGCUGUUGUCUCCUUUUUAACCAACGUUUCAAUAACCCGUUCCAUAAAAUCCCAGCUCAUCCAGAAUGGCGCCGUUGAGAUCCUAUCAAGCUCCCUAACCGAAAAGUCGUUGAAGAUGUUAGCAGUACUUUGCACUUGCCCGGAAGGUAGGUCAGCAAUAAGUUCGGAUCCGAAAUGUGCGGCGGGGAUAGUGGAGAGGUUGUUGAAGGUGUCGAAAACGGCGACGGAGGACGCAGUAUUAGUGUUGUGGAGCGUGUGUUGCUUGAGGAAAGAUGAGAAGGUGAAGGAAGAGGUGGUGAAAGGGAAUGGAGUGACCAAGAUUUUGGUGGUCAUGCAAAGAGAAGGGGAAGGGAAUGUGAGGAUAAUGUGUAGGGAUUUGGUCAAGGCUCUAAGGGCUGGAUGUAAAGAUUGGAGCUUGGGAAGUUACGAAACCAGGACUACCCAUAUUAGGCCUUGUUGAGAAUUUAUUUAUUUUUUUGGACAUAACAUACAGAGGAGAAAGGAAAUCCAGAGAUUUUUGGAUUUGGUUAGGGAUGUAAUUAGUUAGUUUUUACUGUAUUUUUGUUAUAUUGAUUUUUAAAGGAAACACAAUUUGUUUGGCAGGAUGCCAUUCUUGCAAAUGCUUUGAUUCCACUUCUGCCAUAUUUGCUGUUUCUUGGGAAAAUAUGAGAAAUUCGUUGGAAAA
This is a messenger RNA of Theobroma umbraticum, 1571 nucleotides long. Its product is annotated as U-box domain-containing protein 29-like. The record is from RefSeq and is a predicted model, not a curated record. NCBI's taxonomy places the organism in Eukaryota, Viridiplantae, Streptophyta, Magnoliopsida, Malvales, Malvaceae. Gene Ontology annotation, biological process: protein ubiquitination. Gene Ontology annotation, molecular function: ubiquitin protein ligase activity.